AUGAAGCCCAACAGGAUCGCAAAAGCGCCGGUCGCGAAGUCUUCGACUACGAACGACGUGGGACUCGACUCGAUACGAGAAUCGAUUGAAAUCCCACAAGAGUCUCCUUUUCUUUGGAAAAACUGCGCAAACGAGAGUCAACGCGACCGCAUCGAUAUCAAGCAGCAGGCCGUCUUCGACGGUCUUAGGCUGGGAGAAAAGAUUUCUAGCAUACUGAGAAGCCGAUACGAUGAAAGACAAGACGGAACAGGAGCCUUGGAGCUGUCUGACUGGGAUAAGCAGUUUGACGCUGCAAAAGAGUCAUAUGAAUCCUUCCAUUUCUGCGUUGGGCUUUUGGGUAUGCUGGGUAGCGGGAAGACAUCUCUAAUCAACGCUCUGCUUGACGAGCAGGAGCUGCUCCCAUCCAGCAGUGACAAAGCUGCCACAGCAGUCUUGUGCGAAGUCGUUUACAACCAUAGGUCUACGGGCUAUCGCGCCGAAGUCGUUUUCCGAACACGACAGAGCCUUGCGGACGAGCUCAACAAGUUGUUCGUAAAUAUCAAGUUAAAAGAGGAUCUUGAAAAGCGAAUUGAAGAGAACAACGGCAGUGGUGAUUUCAACAACUCUGAAACGGAUCAAGACAUCGAAGACCAGCUCGCCGACAUAGAUACGAGCAUUGCUGGUACACUUGAGGUUGUCGCCGCAGUUUGGGGAUUUGACGAGCAAGAACUCAAGGACAUGUCAACUGAGACACUCCUUCAGUCCCAAUCACUUGGUUCAGAGGUCUUGGGAACGAUACACGAAAUCACAGAGACGAACAGCGAGAUCUUUGCGAACAUGAUCAAACCUUUCGUGGACUCCACUCCGGGUAUUGAUGGCGGCAUUCACGCGCCGCUGACGUUGUGGCCUUUGAUUGAAAAAGUGACCAUCUACACCAAGUCGGAUAUCCUCAAAUACGGGCUUCGCCUUAGAGACCUUCCCGGCUUAGGUGAUGCAGUGGAGAGGCGCUCGAAGGUGGCAGAGGAGAAUUCCACGGAUCUUGACAUCACCGCCGUAAUCACACCGGCGAUUCGUGCGACUGAGGAGAGAACAGCCGUUGGUCUUAUCAAAGGACACCAGGCACUUCGUAUGCAGAUGGAUGGAAAAUUCAACCGGAGCUCAUUCUGCGUGGUUCUCUCCAAGACGGACGACAUCGAAUCGGAAGUGUACUUGAGACGCACGAAGGCAGCCAAGAACGAUAUUAAAAUCCAGAGACAACUCGCUCGGGUCAGGGAGCUGGACAGAUUUUUCCACGCGGCCGGGUUGGGGCAACGCAACCAAGAGCAACAAAAUCUGGGAUCCAACUCGAGUGGCUCAAGCUACAACAUGUCAAUAGAAGGGAACCGGAGCGAGGCUUCGGCCAUCAAGGAAUGCUUGGAACAGACUGCGGUGUCAAUGCGAAAUCGGGACAUCGCUGAACGCAUCCAAAAUUCUUUCUUGAAACGCCAGCAAGACGCUCACUUGUUGAAAAGCGAUGAGCUUCACGAUGGGACCGUGGAGGUGUUCGGUACCAGUGCGCGUGCCUACUGGAAGAGUAAACAUCCCGACGGGGAAAAGACGAGAGGCUUUCCAGAUGAGAUACAUUCCGGAAUACCUCGUCUUAAACAAUGGAUUCUCGAGGCGAUGUUCAUUCAGCGGGAGAAACAGCUUGACACGACACUCAAUGACCUGUUGACAUUGUUUGUCAGAAUUCAAGACCGCAUCAGUGCAGGACGCGCCGACUUUCAAGGCGCCACAAAGACGGGAGAGAACAAGCUUGCCCUCAUACAUCAGAGGCACCUCUGGGAACUCACUGAAACCCUGAAGCACUCCUGCAACAAGUUGAGCUGGAUCAAGCCAUUGAAGAACACGGGAGCAGCAUUGGACGCGUGCCAAGAACGGUGUCCACAUACCGUCAACCGUUGGCGCUACAGAUAUCCCGAACAGAAUGGUCAUCAGAAGCUUCAUGCCAAUAUACAGACAUCCAUCCUUUCCAAGCAGGGAGAGUCGCACCAGAGCAAAGGCAAGUACCCACAUGAGUACCACUGGAUUGACGAUCUCACUAAACCCUUUUUCGACGCCGUUCUUCGUGAUUGGACUCGUGCUUUCCAGUACAAGUUGCCCAUGCACCAUUCGAAAAUUUCAAUUUCAGUGGAGCCUGAGUGGCAGAGCUACGAAGAGGAGCUCGUUCGACUUCUGGGCAAGCAGCAAGGCCCACAGUUACAACAUGCUCUUAUUAAAAUUCAGGGUGCUAUCUAUGUUGCAAAAACCGAUCUUCAACACCGUGUUCGGCGGGUCCUUGACGAUUUACGAAAAGGUGCACAGAAUGUUCAUCCCGUCUUUCGACAAGAUGUCAAGAGAACCAUGAUUCCAGUAUUCCAAGAAGCGUUUGACAUCAAGGGCGUCGGGUGCCAGAAGGAGCGAGACCAACUCCUGAAGCACUUCGCCGAGAGCCACGCCAGCGGAAUGUUUCGGCAUGCUGCCAAGGAGACGGAACGCGCGUUGCGGGAGCUCCUGGACCAGCGAGUCAAAGAGAUUAUAGGAUUUGCGGUCGGUUCCGUCUCGUUGGUAGAAGAGCAAUUGAAGCCUCUCUUCAGCACUGUCAGCGCGCCAGCAAGCCCUGCCGCUCGGGACGACAGACGGCGAUUCGAGGCGGGAAUCAAGCCACACUUGAUAUCGUGGGAGCUGUGUUGGCAGAAGCCAUCGGCCCAAAGGGAGGAUCAUGUCAUGAGGGGAGACUGGAGCAUCCCACCCCCUCAAAUGGUCAAGGUCGAAGACGACUUCUAG
Molecule: messenger RNA, 2784 nt
Organism: Diaporthe citri
Lineage: Eukaryota; Fungi; Ascomycota; Sordariomycetes; Diaporthales; Diaporthaceae
Exons: 5
Coding region: 1-2784 (927 amino acids)
Source: RefSeq, a predicted model, not a curated record